GCGCCCAGGGGUGGCUGUGCUGAGCACUGGUGGCAGCAGGGACGGUGACAUCCAUCCCGACAGUGUCCUCGCUGGCUCGGGAUGGCCGAGCUGGCAGGACGCCGUGCCGGCUGUGCCCGGGGUGACAGCCCUGUCCCACGGGAAGAGGAGCACUCCUGGGCUCAGCUCCUGGGCUCCCAACCCAGCCCGGGGCACCGGAGCAGCUCCAGCUCCAUCUGCACCGAGGACUUUGCUGCCAGCUUUUGGGAGGGAAUGGUGGAGCCCCUGCUGUGCCAGGAGGAGCUUGCUGGGGACGUGCCCACGGAGGGAACUCAUCCUGGGCAGGAGGAGUCCUUGUUGCCCGCAGGGAGAAGCCCGGACGUGCGGCCACAGCUGGCGAUGGAGCCGGGCAGACAUUCCUGGCAGGACAGGGCUCCGUCCCGGAGGAGGAGGGAGAGCCUGGAGUCUCUGGGAGCGAGGAUAUCCCGCCUGAGCCACGCGGGGAUGGCCUGGGGGGUCCCCGGGCCAGUCCCCUCUGGGCAGCCAGCUCUGGGCCGCAGGGACUCUCCCCAUGGGGACCUGUCGGCCAUGGCCUCGCCUGGGCAUUCCUGGAGAACUCCAGGGAUCUCUGCUGGCAGGAGCAGGGCUGGGACAAGGACAGGCUCUCCUGGCAGCAGUUUUCCCAGGGCCAGCAGUGCCAUGCCCAGGGGACAUCCCGCCCUGGGCAUGAGGCGACAGGAGCCACCAGCUCUCUGGAGACGUGGGGGGAAUGUCACCUUCGCUGUGGAUGAUGUGGACAGGGCAGGAGCAGGCAGCAGCAGCAAGAGUGCUGGCACAGCAGUGGGAGCCCCCGGGCGAUGGGGGUCACCUGUGUCCCCAGGUGGGGACCAGGAAGUGGGGCUGCCCUGCAAGAGGAUGGUGAGGUGA
Molecule: messenger RNA, 906 nt
Organism: Corvus hawaiiensis (hawaiian crow)
Lineage: Eukaryota; Metazoa; Chordata; Aves; Passeriformes; Corvidae
Exons: 4
Coding region: 82-906 (274 amino acids)
Source: RefSeq, a predicted model, not a curated record